Molecule: messenger RNA, 642 nt
Organism: Aspergillus pseudoviridinutans
Lineage: Eukaryota; Fungi; Ascomycota; Eurotiomycetes; Eurotiales; Aspergillaceae
Exons: 1
Coding region: 1-642 (213 amino acids)
Source: RefSeq, a predicted model, not a curated record
AUGAACACGUUACUCAUGUGGAAAUAUGCCAUUCAUUUGCUUCAGUCAGAGUGGCCCGCUCUCCAGAAGCCUCCUCGAAAACAGCAUGAGCCUGUUGGACCUAUUCCACCUAACAACCCCCACGAUAACAUUAUAGUUAUCCGUGUCAAACUCCUGCCCAUUCACCCUAUCAUCCCAUUGAUUGCCCCACCCCUUGGUCCCAGAGUUGAAGUCCACAUGGGCACACGUGGACACAAUAUCCUCCGCGUACGUUCCCAGGUAACUACAGCUCGGCUGGAUGUACCACGCGUUAUCAUUACACAGCCAGAUAGCAGCGUUGUAGGAGCAGCUGAUGCGAGAACACACGCGCGGGCCGGCACCGACGCCGCACGCGCCGCUGAGUCAGUCGAUUCCUUGCAUGAUGGUCACAGUCGAGCAUUGUCCGCCUUUGUCACCAGGGAUGUUGCAGAUGACGCCGGAUUGGGGGUGCUUAGUUCACUGGCCAUUAACGGGAGAGGGAAUCGGAUGACGGACCUUGUUUCUUUCCUCGAUAUCGCGAGCACUGAGGCUGCUGUCGUUUUGGCCGAGCCAGACGACGAACUCGGGGUUGACGUCGAGGAUUUGAGUCAUGACUUCCUGGAAGUUGUCAGUCUGCAGCCUUAG